AUGUCUCUUCCAAGGCCACAACUAGAAACUUCCGAGCCCGAAGUGCUGACUAAUAUGGAACAAGCUAUGUUUAAGGAAGAUGAGGUAAAUACCAGGCCGCUUCGCAUUUAUGUGUUCAAACACUUAAGAGGUAGACAACUACCCCGCAUCUCAGUCUUUCAACGCUUAGAGAACCCUUCCAAUUCUCAACAAAAGAAAGUUCAUAAUAAAAGAAAAUGGAAGGUUAAGUGUCACGAGAAAUCCAUGAUCAAAACACUCAAAAAUGUGAAAAUAAUGAAUGACCCUGUCUAA
This is a messenger RNA of Prunus armeniaca (apricot), 291 nucleotides long. Lineage: Eukaryota; Viridiplantae; Streptophyta; Magnoliopsida; Rosales; Rosaceae. The record is from the annotation of a GenBank genome assembly.